This is a messenger RNA of Nerophis lumbriciformis (worm pipefish), 1098 nucleotides long. RefSeq names its product class I histocompatibility antigen, Non-RT1.A alpha-1 chain-like. Gene Ontology annotation, biological process: immune response. Gene Ontology annotation, cellular component: external side of plasma membrane. Lineage: Eukaryota; Metazoa; Chordata; Actinopteri; Syngnathiformes; Syngnathidae. The record is from RefSeq and is a predicted model, not a curated record.
AUGGAGGCCCCUGUUUUCUCCAAUGUGGACAUCAGAGUCCUAAAAAGGCAACUUACUGUAUUUGGCAUCCUCACGUUGACUUACUCGCUCAAGUAUUUCCACACUGCGUCCUCUCAAGUUACAAACUUCCCAGAUUAUGUCGGCGUGGGUUACCUUGAUGACAUUCAGAUCGGUUACUAUGACAGCAACACAAAGAAAGCAGAAGCCAAACAAGAAUGGAUGAAUAACUUUACAACGGUGCAUCAAGAGCACUUUACAUGGCAGACACAGUUAGGUAUUCGUAAUGAAGUGAACGACAAAGACACCUUGGAACGAUUACAGAAGAGCUUCAACCACACUGAAGGUCUUCACAUUUACCAGAGGAUGUACGGCUGUGAAUGGAAUGAUGAGACUGAUGAAAUCAAGAGUUGGGAACAGUCCAGCUAUGAUGGAGAAGAUUUUUUAGCGCUAGACACCAAGACAUGGACAUGGACUGCAGCAAAAUCACAAGCCGUCCCCAUGAAACACAAGUUGGACCACGAUCGAAAUCAUAUCGAGUACUUAAAGUUGUACUACACUGGGAUCUGUGUUGAUAACUUGAAAAAGUAUGUGAACUUUGGUAAAGACGUACUGAUGAGAACAGAGCUUCCAGAAGUGUUUCUCCUUCAGAAGACGCCGUCCUCUCCAGUCAGCUGCUUCGCGACAGGUUUCUACCCCAGCAGUGCGGCCUUGUUUUGGAGGAAAGACGGCAAGGAUCUCCAGGAGAACGUGGUGCACGGAGAAAUGCUGCCCAACCCUGAUGGAACCUUCCAGAUGACCGUGGAUCUGAAAUUGGAGGUGACGGCCGAAGUGGAGAGCAAGUAUGAAUGUGUGUUUCAGCUGUCUGGUGUCAAAGAGGACCUGGUCACCAAGCUGGAGAGAAGAAGCAUCCUGAACAACGCAAGCGAUGAAGGUGAGAAAGACACCCAUUCAUCCAUCCAUUUUGUACCACUUGACCCUCUCUGGGUCACGGGGAGUGCUGGAGACUAUCUCAGCUGCAUUCGACACAUUAAGUUGAAUUAUUACGUCCUCAAAUCAAGAACAUUGGCGAUAUUUUAUCAGAACUUCCACCAUUAUUGA